CACGAUGCAGACGCUCCCUAGCGCCGACUGUUUCCCCCCUCCCCCACCCGCAAAGCUCCUGUUUCACUCAAAGAUGGCGUCAGCUCUGGAGCCACUGCUCUCUGGCUGCAUUUUUCGGGCUUGUUGUUGUCUGUGUUUCGAGCGCUUUCUGGCACCUUCUCCUCGGCCAUUCGAGCCGGAAUUCUGGUUACAGGAGUUUCUGAAGAAUACCCAGUAGGAAGAUGGUCAGCCUACGUCGCUUCCUGGAGUGAGAGCUCUGUUCAGGACCGCUUGUUCCAAAAGCGCUAGGAGGAUCGACAAGGAAGGAACGAACUGCUGGACAGUAUUUUCACACUUGCGUUUCCCCAACAUAAGAAACCGAAACUCACCGAAAGUGCUGUCACAAUUCUUAACAAAGAUGCUCCAUCUAAACGGAUAACAAUAACUGUCAGAAUCGAGGAUUCUACUUUACGGACUGCUUUUGAGAUGGGCAAAUAAGACGACACCCAAGGCUCUUGCAACUUUUUCUCCUGGAGUAGCUGUUGCAUACCUCACCUCUUUGCUUUGGUGUGGCAGCCCUUCAGGAGGAAGGGUCACUGGGUUAGGGGAAUCUUUUCGAGGUUGGGGGGGGGGAUUUAGGGAGCCUAUGCUAUGGUGAUCGGCUCCCUCACUAACAGCUCCUGCUCAGGCACAGAGAGAAUUACUACACCUCCCCGGGACAAAGGAUAGCCUCCUGGAAGAAGAGAGAGGAGGAGGAGGACAACGACGUUGAGGCAGCGCCAGGGCCGAGGCCGCUGGGUGCUCCCUAGCGGUUGUGAGAGUGUGUUGGGCUUUGGCCCAGCAGUAUUACAGCAGCCAUGGUGAAGCUGGCAAACCCGUUAUACACCACCUGGAUCUUGGAAGCCAUCAAGAAGGUGAAAAAGCAAAAACAGCGACCGUCCGAAGAACGCAUCUGCAAUGCUGUGUCAAUGUCCCAUGGGCUUGACCGCAAGACGGUUCUGGAGCACCUUGAGCUCAGUGUUAAAGAUGGCUCCAUACUCAAGGUGUCCAACAAGGGGCUCAACUCAUACAAGGACCCCGAUAACCCUGGACGUUUAUCGCUCCCGAAACCCAGGGCGGCAGGAGGUGGAGGCAGUUCCAGCACCUCCAGCUCCAGCAAAAAACCAGGCUUGGACUGGAACAAACUCAUCAAGCGCUCUCUGGAGGGGCUUCACGAACCUGGUGGAUCAUCCCUAAAGAGCAUCGAACGCUUUCUGAAGUGCCAGGCAGAUGUUGCAGGUUAUCUGUCUGGCAGUGGCUCUAUGGGGCCAGGCAUUUUCCACCAGCAGCUCCGCCUUGCUCUGAAGCGGGCCGCGGCUCACGGGCGGGUGGUAAAACAAGGUCCGCUCUUCCGGUUGGUAAGCAGGAGUUCUCAUAAUGACGGGACGGGCUGUGUGUCUCUGGAUUCUCUGCCUCCGGUGCGUCUGCUGCCCCACGAACAAGAUAGGGUGAGCUGA
Molecule: messenger RNA, 1475 nt
Organism: Pimephales promelas (fathead minnow)
Lineage: Eukaryota; Metazoa; Chordata; Actinopteri; Cypriniformes; Leuciscidae
Source: RefSeq, a predicted model, not a curated record